GUGAUCCACUCCAUGCUCGAGCUGCGGGAGGCCUUGCGGCAGGAACAGGUCCACCAGAAGGCCGCGCUGAACAAGAUUGCGGUUGGGCGCAGGAUCUACUCCCUGGCCAGGCAGAGGAUGCCCACCAAGGACGCCAACGCCCACGCCGACGCGGCGCCCGCGGAGGCCCAGGAGGGCGAGGGCGAGGUCCAGCCGGAGAGGCCCGCCAAGGCUGGCAGGGUGCAGCACCUCAUGGUCGCCUUACAGGCCGUGAGGUCGAGCGCCCGCAGGGUCAUCAUGGAGCAGAAGAUCACCGCUGGCUUCAAGGCCGUCGUCUCCCACAGGAAGGCCAAGAGGCUCCUCAGGGGCAUAAGGCACAAGCUGGGCGUCUCCACCCAGGAGGCCGUCAGGGCCCACGAGUGGGACCGGUUCAAGCAGCACCUGAUGGUCAUCAAGGAGAGCGUGAAUCUGCUCGAGGAGCAUGCGGGUCGCGAAACUGUGCAGAAGUUCCAAGAGGGGGUGAAGGUGGCGCUGGCCUGCUGCGAGAAGCAGAGCUACGCCAGGGUGGCUUUCCUGGAGGCCUGCAGGACGCUCGAGAUGAUGCAGCUCCGCGAGCACGGCAUGGCCGACCUGAAGGUGGAGGCCCUGUGGCAGGAGCUCCUCGCCGCUGUGGCCAUCAUCGACGACUACGAGGAGAACGCCAACGAGCUGAGGCAGGUCGUCGCCGAGCUGGGCCGCGGGUGCCUGGAGGACUCCGACGACGAGGGCCUGGAGACCGACGACGAGGCGGACGCCGCCGAGGAGGGCGAGGCGGCGGGCGCCGCCCAGGGUGGUGCCUCGAGGAAGGAUUCGGUGGUCUCGCUGCUCCGCGGGUCGAAGGACGGGCCGCCGAGGCGGAGGAGCUCGGCGGCCGUGCUGCUCCACGGGCAGGUGUCGCGCGGCUUCGGGCUGCCGCUCGCCCCGAUCAAGUCGAUGCACGACGCAGAGGUCGAGUCGGAGCUGGAGGAGGCUGUUGAGGCCGCUCGUGAUCAACCUGACGCUGGGAGGUCUCCUGUGCGCUCACUGGGGGCAUCCGACAUCGGGAGGUCUCCUCUGAGCCCGCCCAGCGCUACGAAGGCUUCUGCGAGCUCAUCAGGGGCUGCUGGUGGCCAAGCCGACGCAGCGAAGGCUGCCAGAGCCGCAUUCGCGCCGCUCGACGCCGCGAGGGCUGCUUCGGCAGUUCCGAGCCCGACGAGCUCGGUCGAGGCCGCCGGAGCGGCGCGGCGGAGGGCUGCCUCGAGGGCCGGCUCUGCGGCCUUCUCCGAGGGUGGCCGCCCGAAGAGCAGGCAGGAGCGGGCGGCCGAGCGGGCCGAGAGCCGGGAGAGCGCCGCCGAGAUGUCUCUGGCGAUCCCGGAGGACCAG
Prorocentrum cordatum is the source of this 1380-nucleotide messenger RNA. The record is from the annotation of a GenBank genome assembly. Lineage: Eukaryota; Dinophyceae; Prorocentrales; Prorocentraceae.